UUUUCUUGGAGUAACUACUCAGUCGAGCUCAGCGCUCCCGCUCCAACUUCCAAAGCUUUGAGCAUCGCGGUGCUUAGGAACGACCUGCACAGAGCGGGGCAUCAAGGGAACCGUUUACACACAGACACCCACCUCUGCCUCGCCUGCACCGAGCUGACCGUGUCCUCCCACAGCCAGAGCGCGGCAGGCACUAUCCGGGCCACGGUGACGCUCAGAAUCCAACGCGGUGCCAUUGAGACGCGGCUGUGUGGGCGGCGGGCGUGACUUCCACAGCCGCCAAACUGAGGCAAGAGGAAUAAACCUGGCGCGGAUACAAAGAUGACGAUGGCACAGUUUUCAAAAUCUGGGCGGGAAACGUUUGAAAUGGAUCGCUCCUUUCUUUUUCCUUUGCUUGACUGACUCCGCGCGUUUUUGCAUCACUUUCCGGUCGCGUAGCCAGCCGUCGCCUGGAAUCCAGCUGCGCUCCGACUUUCCGUACGGUAACAUGGCGCCUCCCUGUUCGCGUCUGGCCAGGCCAGGCUCCGAGCCGCUGCCCCGCGAGAACCCUCGGCCAGCACCUGGCCGCGCCAUCACUUUCCGUACAGCAACAUGGCGCCGCCCAGCUCCCGAGCAGACGCUCAGUGAGCCAUUUCGGCCUGCAGGGGACUGAGCCUUCUGACUCUCCGUACGAAAACAUGGCGCUGCCCUAGGCUGGUCAGGCGCCUCUCCACUAGCCUCAGUCGGCCCGUUCCCAACGCUGAGGAGCAGUCACGGUGGCGGCUGUCCAUCCGAGCAGGGCAGCGAGGACCGCCCGCAGAGGGGCGAAGGGUGAGGCGCCCGAAGGGCAGAAGAGGAGCGGACCUCCCUGCCGCGCAUCGCUCUCGGCUCCCGUCCCCUGCGCCGUCCCGCCUGACUCGCGGCGGGAGCGACAGGAGGGACCCUCGAUUCCGCGACAGGAGAACAGCCGGAGAGCGGCGCGCGCGAGGCGACAGGAAAGUGAAUAAACUUAAUUGAGAAUGUCUGAAAACUUUGACAAGUCCAAUGUAAAUGAGUCAAAUGAUUAUGAGAAGGGCCUCGAUGGUGCUGUGGAACAUUCCGGUGAAGCUGUUCAGAAAGAUGUAACAUUGGACUCUUCUAGUCCCCAGAGGAUGCAGAGACCUCACUCCAGUCCACCUCGGUUCGUGACAGUAGAAGAACUUCUGGAGACAGCGAAAGGAGUCACCAACAUGGCGCUAGCCCAUGAAAUCGUGGUGAAUGGAGACUUCCGGAUUCGACCCGUGGAAUUGCCAGAGGACAGCUUGGAGAAGAGAGUAAAGGAGAUUGUACAUAAAGCUUUCUGGGAUUGCCUGAGUGUCCAGCUAAGUGAAGACCCCCCAACAUACGACCAUGCCAUCAAACUUGUGGGAGAGAUCAAAGAGACACUUUUAUCUUUCUUGCUGCCUGGUCACACUAGACUGAGAAACCAGAUAACAGAAGUCUUGGAUCUGGAGCUGAUAAAGCAGGAAGCAGAGAAUGGAGCCCUAGACAUUUCUAAGCUGGCAGAAUUUAUUAUUGGCAUGAUGGGGACACUCUGUGCACCUGCUCGGGAUGAGGAAGUUAAGAAACUAAAGGACAUUAAGGAAAUAGUACCCCUUUUCAGGGCAAUGUUUGCUGUGCUGGACCUCAUGAAGGUGGACAUGGCCAACUUCGCCAUCAGCAGCGUCAGACCACACCUCAUGCAGCAGUCGGUUGAGUAUGAGAGGGAGAAGUUUCAACGACUGCUGGAGAGGCAGCCGAAUUCCUUGGACUUUGUCACCCAGUGGCUAGAAGAAGCCUCUGCUGACCUUAUGGCUCAGAGGUACAAACAUGCCCUGCCGGCCCAGGGAGAGGCUGCUGGCUCCGAGGACGCCCUGGUGCCGAGUCCGGUUUCCAUCCAGAACCACGCCUACCUGAAACUGCUGAAGUGGAACCACCUCCACAGACCCUUCCCUGAGACUGUGCUGAUGGACCAGGUGCGCUUCCAGGAGCUCCAGGGGCAGCUGGAGCAGCUGACCGUCCUGGGGGCCGUGUUGCUGGUCACGUUCAGCACAGCGGGUGCUAGUGUCUGCAGCCGGGCCGACUUUGCAGAGAGACUGAAGACGAUUGUGAAGGUCCUGCUGACCGACAUGCACCUGCCCUCCUUCCACCUGGAUGAAGCCCUGACCACCAUCGGGGAGAAAGUGUGCGUGGAGCUGAGGGGCUGCCUGGCACUGUGUGGGUCCCCAACCCUCUCCACCGACAGAGAGACUGUGCUCAAGGGCGGGAUCCAGGCUGUGGGCAGCCACGAUGACCCGGUCCGCAGGAUUAUGGAAUCCCGAAUCCUGACCUUCUUGGAAACCUACUUAGCCUCGGGUCACCAGAAGCCAUUGCCUGCAGUGCCUGGGGGGUUGGGGCCAGUUCAGAGAGAGCUGGAGGAACUUGCGGUGAAAUUUGUCCGCCUGGUCAACUAUAACAAGAUGGUCUUCUGCCCCUACUACGACGCGAUCCUCAGCAAGCUCCUGCGCUCCUAGCGCACAGGCGCCACUAGUCACCGGCUGUGUGUAUCUACGCUCAGCUCUACCGGCGCUUUGGAAAAUGGCUAAGUAGUACAAUUCUGUCCACAGCAUUCAUUCACGGGGAAGGAUAUUGUGUAUCACUGGUGAAAAGACUUGAAGGCACUGAAUUCUAUUUUGAGAGAUUGUAUUUAUGAGUGCAAGUUUACAAAUCAAAGAAGCUUUUUGUUAUCUUGAGUUUUAUAGGUAACAUUCAGCUUUUUAGCGGCUGGCUGCUGUCUCCACUGUUACCCUGUAGAGACUGCCAAGGCCGCGUCCUCCCUAGGAGGCUGGGACCAGGUCCUGCCGGCUGGGUGGUCUCCUGUCCAAUGGCCAGUGCUGACUGCCGCCAGAAUGGAAGAGGCCAAGCCAUAAUAUUACCUCCUGCCCCUCCCUUGCAGAGCCCUCACUCCUUUUCCCUCCUGGGAUUUUGUGACAGAAAGGCUGUGCUUAUAAUCUCACACAUAUACCCACUGCUUCUACCAUACCUGGCCCAGCCAGGGCCCCGGAAUCAUUUUGUUUUUCAGCAGAGUUUAUUAUGAAAAGCUCCUUCUGUUGCUCUGCAGAUAGUGUGGGGUUAAAGUGCUUGCCCCGCAUGAGCAAGGCCCAUGGCACUCAGUCCUAGGCACUUCAGAGAGAGGGAGAGAUGGAAAGAGGCUACGUACAAGCUGGGCAUGGUGCAACGCCUGUAGUGC
This is a messenger RNA of Octodon degus (degu), 3223 nucleotides long. RefSeq names its product t-complex 11 like 1 (gene Tcp11l1). The transcript has 10 exons. Lineage: Eukaryota; Metazoa; Chordata; Mammalia; Rodentia; Octodontidae. Gene Ontology annotation, biological process: signal transduction. The record is from RefSeq and is a predicted model, not a curated record. Bases 996 to 2507 code for a protein of 503 amino acids.